CGACGUUAUGACCCACUGGUCGCUGUGUGUCCUGAGGUUUCUAUCAACAGCCUCUCCUGGAAGUCCCGGUGUCCUGACAUCGUCCGCAACAGCAACAACGAGUCAUAACGCACAGCCUCUUAUCUGAGAUCAAACAGCCAUAGGCUUUCCUAGGACAGCAACAACAACCACAAAGUUACCGGCAUGGAGUAGAGUUGGCCUUGGGAUAGAAUAGACGAAUAUAUGAAUAGAUGUGAAUAGAUGAGAUGUUUGGAUUAGAAUAAACACCGUUUUUCAUUCAAAACUACAUUUUUAUACAAUUUUAGUGAGCCAGAAACAUGUUUCCUUUAGACUCUCCAUGGAACAUCUCCUUUGCGGGUUGCGGGUUCCUGGGUAUUUACCAUGUCGGAGUGGCCAGUUGUUUGCAGGAGCAAGCCCCGUUCCUAGUGGAGAACGCUCGGCAUGUGUACGGUGCUUCGGCCGGAGCGCUCACUGCCACCGCGCUGGUAACCGGAGUUUGUCUGGGGGAAACUGGGGCAGGCAUCAUAGGGGUUGCAAAGGAGGCUAGGAAACGAUUCCUCGGUCCAAUGCACCCUUCUUUCAACCUGGUGAAGAUCAUGCGCCACAUGCUGCAUCGCACCCUGCCGCCUGAUGCCCAUCACCGCGCCACGGGACGCCUUGGCAUCUCCCUCACCCGGGUGGCAGACGGGGAGAAUGUCCUAGUGUCCGUGUUCAACAGUACAGACGAAGUCGUUCAAGCGUGUGUGUGCAGUGCCUACAUUCCGGUGUACUGCGGCCUGAUCCCCCCCACCCUGCAUGGCGUGCGAUACGUGGACGGAGGAAUCUCGGACAACCUGCCCCAGUAUGACCACAAGAACACCAUCACAGUGUCGCCAUUUUCUGGGGAGAGCGACAUAUGCCCCCGCGACAGCUCCACCAACCUGCACGAGUUGCGCUUCACCAACACCAGCAUCCAGUUCACGCUCAAGAACCUGUACCGGGUGUCCAGAGCCCUAUUCCCACCGGACCCCAUGGUGAUGAACGCCAUGUGUAAACAGGGAUAUCUAGAUGCACUUCAGUUUUUGAAAAGAAACGGACUGCUGAACCUCAAUGAACCUUACAGAGACAGACCCCUUCUCUUGAUCAGAGACGAGAGGGAAGGGGAUGUCAACUCUUCUGGGGAAGAGGAAGAUGAGGACAUAACCAACGCUGAUAACAUAGAGCAGCGGCCGCAUGUAGAAGACAGCACAGACGUUCACCAUUAUAGUCCCAAAGAGGAUAAUAUAUUUCAACACCUGCCACCCAACCUCCACCAAGCCCUCAUCGAGGCCUGCAAGGAGAGGAGGAGCCUGUGCCAGUCGCUAAGCAACCUGCUCCCCAUGAGGCUGGCCUCGGUGAUGAUGCUGCCCUACACCCUGCCCCUGGAGUCGGCCAUGUCCAUGGCCGUCAGGCUUCUGGAGUGGAUGCCGGACGUUCAGGAGGACAUGGUGUGGGUCCGCGAGCAGAUGGCCAAGGUCCUGCAGUGUGCUGUGCGGCAGGCCUCUAGAAGCAUCUCACAGCAUGUCUCUGCCAGGUUCUCCUGCCAGCUAGAGCUGCACCACUACCAGUCCCUGCCAACCCAGUUCAGCUCCGCCAGCCUGCUCCCCUCCUGCCCCUCUGUCCUCAACGUCAUCAUGCGUCUCAAUCAGUACCAGAGGCAGCUACUGCCCGGCGUGCUGUGCAUUAACAUGGACCUGCAGGGCUCCUUCAAAGCCGGCGUGCCGCCAGCAGAGGGCAGCAAAGCGUCCGUCAUCCCCCUGGGUGGUGCCUUGACACUCAAGGAGCUUCCGUGCCCCUCGUGAACCCGUCAGAAGCUGUUAGCUGGCCAGUUGUUGGUUUGUGUGUAGACUGUGCCUUGCGGAGACAUAGCGUGAGCAAUGUGUUGUCAACGCGCUAUGGAGAAUGUGGGAAUUGACUCGGUAACUGAGGCUUGAUGACAUCACUUGAUGACUUCAGUCGAAUUGAAACGGUGUUCUGACAGGUUGUUGUUUUUUGCCAACAACAGCAUUUACAAAUACAGUGAAUGAAAGCCAUUGAAAAAAUAUAUAAUUAUUAUUUUAUUGAAUAACCACAUAUGUGAAAUAAAACAGACCGUUUUCCCUGACAUAAGUGUUAGCCGGCCAUAACAAAAUGUAUGUUGUAGGAAUUUAAUCAAUGGGAUAAUUAUUUAGUUUUGCCUCUGAAAAUAAGCACAUGGCCUACAGCAACAAUGUACAUGUAACCCGUAAAACGACCCACCGAGUUGCAUACUUGAAGUGCCCUUUUUGAGUGUAAAUAUUAUUGUGUGUGUGGAAUGCAGUCAGGGCCAGUAGUUAAACAUGUGCUGCAGUUAUUAGCUCAUACACAGGUCUGCUGGGAAGGGAGGCUGACUGUAUAGGCCUACUGUAGAGGACCGACGGUUAAAUCUAGAACUGUGUGGUCAGGUAGGCCUAAAGUGUGUGAUAGAGUACUUAUCUCAUGCCCGCCAUCCAGUAGAAAAACAAGCGUGUUACAUGUGGAUAUGUCUGUUCUCUUGACUUAUAGGUCAAUUGAAAGUCAGUUAUUUCAAUGUUUUGUUUAUUAAAUCUCUUGGUCAUGGGAACACA
Gadus morhua (Atlantic cod) is the source of this 2603-nucleotide messenger RNA. It is a transcript of the gene pnpla2, whose product is annotated as patatin-like phospholipase domain containing 2. NCBI's taxonomy places the organism in Eukaryota, Metazoa, Chordata, Actinopteri, Gadiformes, Gadidae. The transcript is spliced from 9 exons. The record is from RefSeq and is a predicted model, not a curated record. Gene Ontology annotation, molecular function: triacylglycerol lipase activity. Gene Ontology annotation, cellular component: membrane; lipid droplet; cytoplasm. Gene Ontology annotation, biological process: lipid homeostasis; positive regulation of triglyceride catabolic process; triglyceride catabolic process. Bases 318 to 1820 code for a protein of 500 amino acids.